CGGCGGCUCGCCCAUGAAACACACUUGCCUACUUACCAUAAUUGUCCUCUCCUCCUCCCACCUUGCGCGCCGCGCCCCGUUGAUCAAUCCUUUGAUCCAGUGAUCGAGGUCAACCUCUCUCUUCCGCUCUCGCUCUUUCCCUCUCGCUCUCUCUUCCCUGUGCUUCUUUCCCCCUCCUCUCCUCUCCUCUCCUCCUCUCCUCCUCGCCCUGCAUCCCUCUUCACCAAGCGACGAAGUGUCCCUGCGAUGCCUGCACGGCGCACCUACAGAGCCCCGGCGCGGAAUGGCUGUUUUGAGUGCAGGAACCGGCGAAUCAAGUGUCCGCAGGAGCACCCCCAGUGCUCCCAUUGCACCAGUGAUAACAUAAUAUGCCAAUACCUCUCCUCAUCCACCUCGCUGGUCUGGCCCCGGGUCAAGUCUCGCUCCACUACCCCGACCAUCCCCCCGUCCCGAACGGCCUCGCCCUCCCACGUGAACCCCCGCAUCUUCACUGAGUAUCGGGUCGUCAUGGACACCGUCAUGCCCAAGACACCCGUGGGGGAACUCAAUAUCCAGGACUUGGAGUUGAUGAUGCAAUGGUGCACCACCACCUACCGGUCCGUCUCUCGGAACAGCCUGGUCGAGGGCAUCUGGCAGGGCGUCGUCCCGCGGGAGGCCAUGCGCCACCCAUUCCUGAUGCACGGCAUCCUGGCCCUCUCCGCCCUGCACCUGGCUUUCAGCAGCCCUCCCGGCCCAACGAAGGACGACUACAUCCGGACCGCCCAGACACACCAAUCUCAGGCCGUGGCCGGUUUGAGCAAGGUCACGGGGAGCCUGGACCGAUCCAACUGCAACGCCGCCUUCGCCCUCUCGAGUAUAAUGGUUGUCUUCUCAUUUGCCCUGCCCAUCACCGCGGCACGCACGGCCACCCCGCCCGCCGGGGUGUUGGACGAACUUUUCGAGAUAUUCCGGUUCACGCGCGGGUCGGUGGACGUGCAGGGAGAAAUCAUUGAAUCGGUAGCCGAUGGCGAAUUCAGCCCGCUCCUGGAGUACGACAAUUCCCAGCCUAAGAUGCCCGACACGUCGCGACUGGCGAUCAUGUCGCUGUCGCGGAUGAAUGCCACACUUGCCGGCCGCGAUGCCGCCCAUGAGAAGGACACGUACGACACAACCAUCCGGUAUCUGGGAUACUCGCUGGACAAGCUCGCGCGGGGCGGAGAAACGAUGAUCAUCGCAUUUCAGUGGAUUUUUCAAAUCCCCCCUCGAUAUUUGGACCUGCUCCGGGCGAGGCAGCAAUUUGCGCUGGUGAUUUUGGCUCAUUACGCGGUGAUCAUCCACUCGCUGCGCGGACAUUGGUGGAUGGGCGAGUGGGGGGCGCGACUGAUCCGGGAGAUCGGCCAGCAUCUCGGUGCCGACUGGCGCGACUCGAUCAGCUGGGUGGUGGACGCGACGGGCUGUUACGUUCCUCCGAUUUGAAGCGGCCCAGGGGCCGAUGAUAACUAUUACUACACAUCUACCUUUCUUAUUUCGGGGCACGGGGUUUCGCACCAUCCACACAUUCCACCGGGCGCGUUGGGAACGCGGCUUAUACGGUCCACGGGAACCGUACUUGAAACAAGUACAACGCGGACGCUGCCAUGGCCCAAGUUCCCACAACAGUCCGACGGUCACCGCUAUCAGCCGGUGACUUCUCA
This is a messenger RNA of Aspergillus heteromorphus CBS 117.55, 1673 nucleotides long. RefSeq lists its product as uncharacterized. The coding region runs from base 247 to 1455 and encodes 402 amino acids. NCBI's taxonomy places the organism in Eukaryota, Fungi, Ascomycota, Eurotiomycetes, Eurotiales, Aspergillaceae. The record is from RefSeq and is a predicted model, not a curated record. Gene Ontology annotation, biological process: regulation of transcription by RNA polymerase II. The transcript has 2 exons. Gene Ontology annotation, molecular function: DNA-binding transcription activator activity, RNA polymerase II-specific; zinc ion binding.